This is a messenger RNA of Pogonomyrmex barbatus (red harvester ant), 1615 nucleotides long. RefSeq names its product vacuolar fusion protein CCZ1 homolog. Gene Ontology annotation, cellular component: intracellular membrane-bounded organelle; Mon1-Ccz1 complex. Lineage: Eukaryota; Metazoa; Arthropoda; Insecta; Hymenoptera; Formicidae. Gene Ontology annotation, biological process: vesicle-mediated transport. The record is from RefSeq and is a predicted model, not a curated record.
CAAAAUCGGCAUGGUGGUGGAGAUUGAUAAUCCUUUUGUCAAGAGAUAUUCGAUAUGUUUCGAUGAACGGAAAAUAAUAAUUUUCAUACAUAUUGCAGUAACUGUAAUUGAUUACUCAAACUCAUAGAAUGACUUCUAAGCCUGAAAUCACGUUGGAACACUUUUAUAUUUUUAAUGGCACUUACGCAAAGAAAGAAGGGGAAGAGGAAAAGAAGAUAUUGUAUUACUAUCCGGAAAAGGAUCUAGAUAUACAAAUAAAAAAUAUUGGGCUUAGCGAGGCGAUAAUCAAGUUUACAGAAUCUUUCAAUCCUGGUCAACCAUGUGAUUAUUGUCAUACACACAAGACACGACAGAUAUACUAUCAACCAGAACCAAAUUUCUGGAUGGUAAUGAUUGUUGGAAUACCAUAUAUCUAUAAAGAAAAGGAUGGUAAUAAAUAUCAGAAUGAUGAAGUAUCUAGCAGCGUUUGUCAAGCUAUAUUAAAACAGACAUAUAUGAUGUUUAGAUUAUUCAUGGGUUCUUUUGAAACAAUCAUUAAUGAUCCCGAAUGUGGAUCUGUAAUGUUGUUGAAACUCAAGCUGGAACAUUUUUAUUCACGGUACCUGCUUUCAUUGAAACUGAACAAUAGUGACAUCCUAGAUGUUUUUCAAGGUCUACAAUUUUUGCCUCUUGACAAGAUUACAUUUCUUAAAGUGCAAUGCUUUAUGAAUCUGGUAGAAGCUAUGUUUACACAAGUGAAAUAUACAGCAUUUCUCUAUAAUGAUCAAGUUGUUUGGAGCGGCUUGGAGCCUGAGGACAUGCAAGUAGUUUAUAAUUAUUUAGUGAGCACUCUUUUGCCAGCUCAUCUUGAGAAAGAGUUGCAUGGAGGCUCAAUACCUAGAAACUCCCCUUCACCGUUCACUACUUCGCAUUAUGGAAAAUUUGUUACUGGGCCUGCUAGCGUUAAUGAACCUAGUUUAAUUGGAAAAUCGCCGAAAGUUUUUAUUAACUAUUCUACCAAACCUGUGUCAUUGUAUCUAGUAGUGUAUCGAGCACUAAGUGCUACAAUAUGCCUUUUCGUCGAUAAGAAAACUAGUCUAUUAAUUGAUUUUUUCAAAAGCUUAGACAGUUUUCUAGGCCCACAAUUAACUACAUUAGUUAGCUCUGUAGCUGAUCAGUGCUCUAAACAUGUAAUAGUCACACCAGAAUCAUGCACCAAGUAUCUAUAUUUUAAUAAGUUAAAUUUAGCAUAUAAAAGUACAAUACAUUUAGAUAAUAGACGUUGCUCUAAUGUACUUACAACACCUGAGGUUUUGAGGAUUAUUACGGAUAUAUAUAAUGAUAAAAACAGAUUGAAAGAAGCUGGAGAAAUAAUCAUAAAGACCAUAAGCGAUUAUUGGGUUGUUGGAAAAUUGUCUAAUUUAAGGGAAUUUUUUGUUGUUAUACAACAAAAAAGUGCAAGUAUUAUAGAAAUUGAUGAUGAAGUGAAGAGGCUUUGUGAAAAACAACUAAAAAGUAUCUUUUUUCAUUGAUAACUAUAUAGAAAAAUCAGAAAGUCAUAAACAUUAUUUUCACAAUCUUUUAUAAUGUAAGUUCUAUCUCGUUAAUUAUCAACAAUAUAUAUUCUGUAAAAUAA